AGAGAAAACAGAGAGAGGAGAGAGAGAAAAGAAGAAGAAGGAAUACUAAAGUCUCCGUCAAAAGUUGGGCUCUGCUUUUCAGCCUCGGAGCGGCCGCCUGUCUUUCAGCCCGAAUCCGCGACCAGAGCAGGUGGAUGCUGUCAUGCCAUUUGGGUGCCUUGCCCUACGAGAUGGGCGGACGUACCACAGCCUAUCAGACAUCACAGACAAAUACGAGAUCGGACAGGUCCUAAAGGCGAAGGAGUUUUGUGAGCUGUGCCUGGUGAAAGAACGGCAGACGGACAAGGUCUAUGCGUGCAAGAAAUUCCUCAAGAAGGAUGGCAGGAAAGUACGGAAGGCAGCCAAGAACGAGAUCAUGAUCCUGAAAAUGGUCAACCAUCCAAACAUUCUGAAGCUGAUAGAUGCGUUCGAGACCAGGAAAGAGUUCUACAUCAUCCAAGAGCUGGCCACAGGUGGAGAUGUGUUUGAUUGGAUCCUGGACCAGGGGAACUACACAGAGAGAGAUGCUGCCAACGUAAUCCGGCAGGUCCUAGAGGCAGUGGCCUACCUCCAUUCUCUCAACAUAGUCCACAGAAACUUAAAGCUGGAAAACCUGAUGUACUACACGGAAAAUAACCACAACAAAGUGGUUCUGCGGGAUUUCUACCUGUCCAGAUUUGAGAAUGGCUCCAUUACUGAACCCUGUGGAACGCCGGAGUACCUGGCCCCGGAGGUGGUGGCUCGACAUCGGUACGGAAGGCCAGUGGACUGCUGGGCUGUAGGGGUCAUCAUGUACAUGCUGUUGUCAGGAAACCCUCCUUUCUAUGAUGAGACAGAAGAGGAGAACACAGACAUGCACAACCGUAUCAUCUUCUGCCGGAUUGUCGCUGGAGACUUUGAGUUUGACUCUCCUUACUGGGACGACAUUUCACCUGCUGCUAAAGAGCUGGUGUGUAGGCUGAUGGAGGUUGACCAAAUGCUAAGAAUUACAGCACAGGAUGCACUGUGGCAUGAGUGGAUUGCUGGAAACGGUGCCUCAGAAAAGAACUUGAAGGAUGGCGUGUGCGCUCAGUUUGAGAAGAACUUUGCCAAGGCCAAGUGGAGGAAAGCGAUCCGAGUCACCACGUUUAUGCAGCGUCUUCGCGCCUCGGACAUGGGCUCUUCGGAAGGGGCACCAGAGGGGCAGGGGGAGGGGGUCAAAGCUGAUGGAGUCGAGAGUAAGGGUGUCUCCGCUGAAUCAGUGACCGUAUCGCAUGAGGUGACAGUGGAAAACAGACCAGUUGAGGAUCAAGAGGAGAAAAAAACGCAGGAGGCAAAAGAAAGAAUAGUUGCUCAGUCAACGGCUGAGGAGAAGAAAAUACAAGAGAAGAAAAAAGAUCAAGGAAUUACUCCUUCACACUCUGAAACGAUGAAGCCCUUUGCUCAAACAAGCUCCUCAACCCAAACACAAGGGGAGGAGCAGGACAAAGGGGAAGAAAAGAAAGCGACUGGGGAUGACUCUCGCAAAACGGCGGCUCCUUCUGGCCAAGACAAACCCACCAUCACUGAACCCACCAAACCCUCUGACUGUCAAGGGAACAAAGUCACUUCAGAGAAAGAAACCUCUACUCCUAGCAGCUCAGAGAAGAAAGCGACAUCUUCCCCCGAUACCCCAAACCGUCGCAAAAUGGCCGCCAACCUUUCUCUGGAUCAUGGCUCAGGGGCUGGUCCCAAGAUUAGCAGUCCAGCGGCUGCUGACAAAGACCAGCCGGGGAGUGCGGCUGAGGAGAAGGCAGAAGUAGCAAGAAAGCAGCAGGAGGUAUCUCCUGAUAGCUGGUGUCAGACCCAGCUUCCAGAGGCAGUAGCAGAGAGGCAAGUAGGGGCCAAAACAAUAGGAGAGGUCAGUCCAAGGGGCAGAGACAAGGAAGGAGGCAAAACAAACAGGUCCAGUCAGUCAGCUCAGUCCGGAAAACAUGCGCAUUGUCCUUAUGGAGUGGUAGGCUCCUCAAGUUUGGGCCGUAACAAGACAGCAUAUAUGCAGGAACAAAGAGAGCUUGGCCAUGGAGCUUCAUAUGGAAGUUCGUGCUGCUCUCCCUACUCUGUGGGCAGUGGGGCAGUGUACAGUGGUCUAGAGCAAGCCGGAGGAGCCAGUUCUGACUGGCAAAUGGACAGCGUGAUUGAACAGAUUGAAAAGCAAAUGGCCGCAGUGCUUGAGAAGAUCGAAGGUGAUAUGCCCUCACUAUUGGAGCAGAUAAGCGACUGUCCUGAGACCCUUCCAAGGGCCAAAAGUGCCAACUCUUCUCCCUCAACCCGCCCUCGCUCCUACCAACAUCAUUCCACCCCACCACCUCUUCCCACCACCCCUCGGCCACCCAUGCCCUCUUUACCGCACCUAACCAUCCCCCCACCUUCCUACCCACCACCAUCCCCACCCUCCCAUAUCCAGGUGCACAGUCAACCGGCUGCUGACCAGGAGGAGAGAGAUGGGCAAAGAGGUGCUGCACGACUGGGUCAGUCACCAAGGGGAGGGGUGUCAGGGAGGGGUUUAUGAAGCCUACAUGAGCGCAGGGACAAACCACAGUAGGUAAAUCUUGAGAGAGACUUAAAGGAAUACUCCAGCUUUUUUGUCCUAAUCUCUGUCUGCUGCAUCUGUAGCAUGUGGUCAGUUAACACAGACAGACAUAACAACACCUUAUGUUGUAAAAUGUCAAAAAGAAUGAAAAAAACAUGUCCAUGAUAAUGCUAAUUGAUUUGUUAGCGCCUCUAUGGAAUUGUAAAGUGUUAGCGCUAAGCUAACAGCAGUUCACAUUAGCAUUUUUUGGCCGUUCUAGAUUAAACAGGGAGAUUUGAAGCUUGUAAAAGAUAUUCCAUGUUUUAUGUAAAGCUCUUAACAGACAUAUUAACAUAUAUUUUACCUUGUAUGUAGCAGUUUUGCAGUGACUCCUUUCAGUAGGCCUGGGAUAGGGCUGCUGCCACUCUUUUCCAUUUCUAACAAGUGAUUGAAUCCUCACCAUAUCUGCAGGCAGUGACGUAUCUAGAACUUCCAGAGGGCUUUUUCUCACAAAAUUGGUCCCACACAUCGGAAAUGAAAAGGUGAUUGAUUCCAUUGUCAGUUCUUUAUUAUGUUAGUGGUUAAUCUGAUGCUGGGCCUUCAGUUCAGCUUCUGAAGUCCAAACCAAUGGGAGAGCUCACUUGACUGUAUCUACCUAGAUGCCACAGAGAAAAAAAAGUUUUUUAAUUUCAUAGAAAACAUUAGAAUGGAUCCUCUGAAUUUACAGAAGGCUCUGAGGGUUCCUCUGAGAGCUCCUUCGGGUAACAAAAUAGAAAGCCCAUUGACAUUUUAGGUUUUUCUGACUGAAACACUUAAAAACUACUGUCUGUGGAAUUUGACCACAUGCUACAGAUGCAUCAGUUAGAGAUUAGACCAAUAAACACUGGUGGGUGUUAGACCAUGGAUUUCAAAGUAGCAGCUAAUAUUUCAAGGCUGUACAAAGUUUUUUUGGGGGGCGUGGGGUGGGUGGGGAGGGGUGCACUCAGAUACAAAUUAUAGAAUAGCUUUGUUUUCUUAGCAUUUGUUGAGUCAUGACCAGCUGCGUGAGGAAGGUUGCUCCUUGCAGAAAGGGACAAUUACAUGUUUGAGGCUUUGGGGACUGUUACUAACACAGAAUUAGAGUGUAACAUCCCUUUGUGUGCAUGUUCAGACCUACACCACAUAACGAUCGACCCUGUGCUGAGGCCUCUGCCGGAAACAGCUGUAAAUACUUCUAUUCUGGUAGCAGACGCUGAUCAUUUCAUAAUCAUUUACCACACACAAUCAGAACAGAGCUUAUGAAUGCAACACCCUUAUAGAUUUGUACAGUCUAACAUAAAGUUUAACCUAAAACAGAUAUACUCUUAUUAAUGUAUUUAUAUUUUUAAUGUACUUUAUCCAUCAUAGAGUUUGCUUUAGAUACAUUGAAGAUGAGGCAGUGCACCACUGCCAUGGUACAACGUUGCAAUAUGAGGUGCCAUUUGUUCAUCAAUGAAAUAAACCACAUGGGGGCGCAACAGGCUGUAUAAGGAAAAAUACUAUUUUUUGGUCCAAUUUCAGCCUAUUUGCAAUAGCCACUGAAAUGCCUGUUGGUUUAUUCUUAUUCUUGUACAGUUCAUUCUAUACAGACCUUUUAUGCAUGUCUUUCUACUCUCUCUCUCUCUCUGUUAAGUCGUAAUACGAUAAACUGUACAAAAAGAUGUAUUAUGUGCGUCCGAAUAUUAGUAGAGUCAUACACCUAUCUGCUAACUUCAGGAGGCUAACCAAGACUUUCCCUUCUCCUUUGUUUGCUGUGAUGUACAUCCUCCAUGUUUGGUCAAUGUUCUUUUUUCUCUUGCUUUAUUUUUGUUAUUAUAAAUAUGACUAAUUUUAUGAAAUGUAUAGUUAUUUAUUAUAAUCUUCCCAAAGUCUAAGUGUAACAGCCUCGCUUCUGUGUUCUGUAACUCUAGCGUCCCCCUUUUCAACUACUUUGUCAUGGUGAUGUGAAGACUCUUCCAAGCUACUUUUGCACUCUUUCUGCCAAGAUUUCAAUAAAAUGUAGACUAUAUCACA
This is a messenger RNA of Colossoma macropomum (tambaqui), 4540 nucleotides long. It is a transcript of the gene camkvl, whose product is annotated as CaM kinase-like vesicle-associated, like. Gene Ontology annotation, biological process: peptidyl-serine phosphorylation. Gene Ontology annotation, molecular function: calmodulin binding; calcium/calmodulin-dependent protein kinase activity; ATP binding. The record is from RefSeq and is a predicted model, not a curated record. Gene Ontology annotation, cellular component: intracellular anatomical structure. Bases 143 to 2509 code for a protein of 788 amino acids. The transcript is spliced from 11 exons. Lineage: Eukaryota; Metazoa; Chordata; Actinopteri; Characiformes; Serrasalmidae.